Drosophila serrata is the source of this 2468-nucleotide messenger RNA. RefSeq names its product putative peptidoglycan muropeptide transporter SLC46. Lineage: Eukaryota; Metazoa; Arthropoda; Insecta; Diptera; Drosophilidae. Gene Ontology annotation, molecular function: transmembrane transporter activity. The record is from RefSeq and is a predicted model, not a curated record. Gene Ontology annotation, biological process: transmembrane transport. Gene Ontology annotation, cellular component: membrane.
CUCAACGCCGCUGGUUUGGCUUUGGGUUUUGGGAUUUUUUUCCCGAUUGACACGCACACACAGUACACACAGUCCACGGCUCGUUAAGCCGUCGUAGUUGCCGCAGCACAAGUGCCUUUAAUUCAAUUCUUCCACCCCCAAAGAGCCCACCCGCUGUCCGUCAUGUCGACCUAGCCAUCGGAGGAACAGCUUCCAAGUGUCCAGAUACCAAAACUCACUACUAGAUUGGCCGAAAACGAAAGGAGUCGACGUAUAACAAAUAACACACCUGCCCAGCCAGCCUAGCGAGUCUCAGAUCCUUGAAAAAUGUCACCCAAGGACGGCAGUUUGGGCGAUGCCAAAUUUGGCAAAUAUACGGUCAACCAUGCACCGCCUCCUCCAGUGACAUCAGAGCAACCAUCCGUCAAUCCGGGCCAGAAUCCAAGCCAGAACCAAAGCCAGGACAAGAUCAAGGCCCAGGAUAAUGGCAAGGAGAAGGAGAGUGCCGGAACAAUGCCCGUGAAGCGCACUUGGCGUGAAAAGAUCCGCCUGGUGGCCAACAAUAUCACCGUAGAACCGAUCCUGGCCGCCUACAUUAUGCCCAGUGUGCUCUCCAAUCUGGCCACCCAGAACCUCAAUCUGGAGAAGGCCUGUCGCGUGAACAUGGCCUAUGGGGAUGAGGUGUGCGAUGCCCUCACUCGUCGCCAGACUGCCAAUUACACACUGGAAGAGGAAACCAUACAGCAAAUGGUGGCUAGAAUGGCCGCCUGGAAGACAGUGAUCCAGAGUCUGUUCCCCUGCCUGCUGAUCCUGUUCUGGGGCUCGUGGAGUGAUCGUCAUCGCCGGCGAAAGCCCUGCAUUCUCAUCCCGGUGGUGGGCGAGUUCCUGGGCGUGGUUGGCCUCAUGCUCUGUGUCUACUUCGAGCAGGCGCCCAUGGAGGCAGCCGCUCUAACGGAGGCCAUCUUCCCCUCGCUGAGUGGCGGUUGGUUCACCAUGCUAAUGGGCGUCUUUAGCUAUAUAGCGGAUAUAACCACGGAGGAGGAGCGAACCCUGAGGAUUGGCAUACUCAAUGUCUGCUUCUCGGUGGGUGUGCCCAUUGGCAUGGCUUUCAGUGGGGUUCUGCUCAAGCAAAUUGGUUUCUACGGCGUCUUCUCUAUAUCGGCUGCCUUCUAUGUCAUUGCCUUUGUCUAUGGCUUCUUCUUUCUGGAUGAGCCGGUGGCCCGACCGGAGAAGACUCCCGAGCAGAAGAGCCUCUUGGCUGACUUCUUUGACAAGGAGCAUGUGGUGCAGACAUUCCGUGUGGCCUUCCAGCGGGGUGAGAAUCAACGCCGGAAGCGUGUCAUCCUUCUGAUGAUCGUGGUAAUGGUGAUCAUUGGCCCGUUGCACGGUGAGAUGGCUGUGUCGUACCUGUUCACCCGUUUCCGCUUUAAUUGGUCAGAGGUGGAGUUUAGUUUCUUCUCCACCUACGCCAUGUUCACUGGCCUCAUUGGAGUCAUCUUCUGUGUGGGUGUGCUUUCGCACAAACUGAACAUUGAUGAUGCUUUGGUGGGUGUGCUGUCCAGCACCUCGAAGAUUCUGUCCUCCUUUGUGUAUGCAUUUGCCACACUGCCCUGGCACAUGUAUCUGGGCGGUCUGGUGGAGAUCUUCAAUGGCACAGCCUUUAUAGCAAUGCGUUCGAUAGCCACCAAGCUGGUCUCCAAGGAUGAACUGGGCAAGGUGAACUCUCUGUUUGGUGUGGCAGAGGCCCUUAUGCCCAUGGUUUUUGCCCCUAUGUAUACCACAUUGUAUGCAGCCACGCUGCGUGUCCUGCCGGGUGCCUUUUUCCUGCUAGGCGGUGGCCUGACCAUGUUCUCUGUGAUCAUAUUCCUGUGGAUGUACCGCUUCCAGGUGAGACAGAGGGGAAAACUGGGCCGCGCGGAUGCGGAGCGUGCCUCUGUCAAGGAUCCCAAUGGCAAUAUCAAUGCCAUUGAAGCCUUGGCCCUGGCCAGCGAGGCCAAGGGUCAGAUGAAUGGCAUUGUGGCGAAUGUGAUACACGAGUCCCUGGAGCAUGCCACUGAUCCGCAUCCGCCGGCUAAGCCAGAGCCGGUGACUGUCGUUGCCACAAUCACCACCGAAGGAGGCAUUGAGAAUCCUGGCUACAUACAGGAGGAGGCCAAGGAUAAAGCCUAGGCGUUAUGGAGCAGAACCUCCUAUUCUUGUACAUACACACAUUUCGUGGGAUUAGCCAAGGCAGGGCAGGAGUUGGACAGGAUCUCUCUCAAACACAUUUCAAAUUAAUGCAUAAAUUAAUAACAAAUUGAAAUAGUUGAAUUUGGUAUCGUUUUCAUAAUCAUUUUUGGCUUCCAGAGAGAGAGAGAGUCACAGCCCGAGUGCUUCUCCCAAUCCUGUCCCUGACUCCUCCAUUCUUUCCCCGUUCACCUAACCAAUGUGUACAAUUACAAAUAUUAUCCUUUAAUCAUAUAUAUUUUUUUUUUGUAUUUAGCCUUAAG